Molecule: messenger RNA, 1119 nt
Organism: Coniophora puteana RWD-64-598 SS2
Lineage: Eukaryota; Fungi; Basidiomycota; Agaricomycetes; Boletales; Coniophoraceae
Exons: 4
Coding region: 1-1119 (372 amino acids)
Source: RefSeq, a predicted model, not a curated record
AUGGUAUACUCAGUGCCUCUCAUCGUCUUUAUGGACGAUGUGUCAGGUAAUAUCUCAAAGCAAUGGAACAAGCAUCACGCGGUCUAUAUGUCAAAUGCUAAUCUGCCUCGUCGCAUGAUCGAGAAGGAAUUCUGUAUACGAUUCGUCUCCUCAUCUCCAAACGCUGCACCAAUGGAGUUGAUGCGCGCGAUGAAGGACUCCGUUAGCGAUGCUGCCGCCUCUGGAGUACGAGCCUGGGAUUGCAAAUACAACGAGGAUGUCAUUCUUGAGCCAUACGGACUCUUCUUCGCUGGCGAUAACCCAAUGCAGGCCGAAGAAUGUAGCCAUGGAGGGGUGAAUUGUAACUAUUUCUGCAGGACAUGUGAUGUCGGGGGGCCCGGCGUAUACAAGCAGAGCCUCGAGGGCUAUAACGCAAUCUUUUCGUGUGGCAACGAGCGCAAGCCCGAUGAGACACGGGAACAAAUACUUGAGCAGUUCAAACUCGCUGUCAAGCCCGGCGCAACCUCAAAGCUAUCAAAAUUGCUGCAGAAAACCGGAGUUCGAGACACGGCAACAUCAUCAAUCCUGAACACGAUCGCUGACAUGGGUAAGAAACUUAGGGCUAAAACUAACAAUACUGGCGCCCCACAGUCUGAACGCGAAAUCCAAAAGAAGCUCGAGGACGAGCUCGAAGAGCUUCUUCGAGGGCGAACCAUCGAAGACACCAUCAAUCCCUUGCUUGGAAUGGACGGCGUUAACAUACAUAUGGACACACCAACCGAGAUCUUGCACACGAUCUUGCUCGGUGUUGUCAAGUACAUGUGGGGGCAAACAGUCUUCAUCCUGGACAACAAGAAGCUACUCGACGCCUUCCAGACUCGGCUCGAUUCCGUCAGCGUGAACGGACUCAACGUUGCGGAUGUUGAUGCAGAAUACAUGGUCCGGCAUCGACGAAGUCUUAUCGGGAAACAUUUCAAAAGUCUCGCUCAGGUGAUGCCAUUUCUUAUAUAUGACCUCGUGCCUAGCGAUGUCCUGGAUGCAUGGACAUGUCUUGGUGAGCUAGUAGUCCUUAUCUGGCACACUGAGAUCCACGACAUGGAGCUUUACCUGGUGAGUCCCCGGCCGGAAUUUUCAUUUUAA